CCUAUAAAGCCUUCGAUCAGGGGAUUGCCGAUAUGGUAUAUUAUGCAUCGUAGUGUGUAUAUUGUAAGGUAAUAUUAUACCAAUGUUACUGUAUAAAGUCUUAAGUACAACCCAGGGGAGUGUAGACAAGGUAAACAAGUGGGUCGGUUAUACACCUUUAAUCAUGGUGUAAAAGUCAGCCUUCAACGUAUUGGAAAGAUCCAGGUUGAGACUGCAUGGUGUUAAACAUUGGGAAGAUAACUCCAUCCUUGACAGCAUCAGUGAGUCAAAAUGUCUUUGUGGAUUAUGUACUGGGUAUUAAGAGCGGUUGAUCAUAUUUUCCUUCUAUUGGUCAUUUUGUUUCUUACAUGGUAUUUAUAUCCACGGAAAAGAAACACAAACCGUCUUCAGGAUGAAUCAGAUUCAGAAAACCAGACUGUAGAUGCCGAGACAGACAGUCAUAGUAGCAACGUGAAUAACUCGAGAGGCGACAAAAGCAAAGUAAUAAACAGCUGUAUGAUUAGAGAAUGUGGCCUUAUGCGAGAUCGGGAUUAUCAAAAAAUACGGAGAUUUUUUCCCGUUCUUCUAAAAGAAUUGAAUUCGAAGGACUUGUGUAUAGCAUUAUUUAGUAGAGGAGUAUUCAACGCAGACGAUAAAGAAAACAUAGAGGCAAUAGAGGGUCGAGCAAAUCAAUGUAACAAACUUUUAAUGACAGUGAUGCGAUGUGGCCCCAACGUAUUUCCAAAAUUCUUAGAUGCACUUGCUGCUACAGGACAUCAUCAUGCGAGGGAUUUAUUAGAAGCAGAUAUACCCGAAGACGACCGUGGGGACCCAAGUCAUUUUGUUGUAAAUAUAAAUUUGCCAGAUAUUACCUUCCAUCCAGAUUACAAUAAUCGUAAUAGCUACCAGUUCAGAUGUUUAUCGAACGAUCUGGAAAAUUCUUGUAAAGAGGUGUUAAGAAAACAUGGUUUGACUGAACUUGAGGUUAAAGUAGUAGACGCAAGAGAAGGAUCAACAAUAGCAACCGUUGUCUUUACUACCUACCCGAAGACUAACAGUAAAAAUCUAAAACCAAUCCUGGAACAAAUUAUGGAAUCAGGAUAUAUUGGGCCAUAUAAAGUGUCAAGAGACCAUUUUUCAUUUUGUCUUUUUGAAGAUCAAAGAUCGUACCAAGAAAGUGAACGUAUGAUUCAACAAUUCAAAGACGAAAGGGAUAGCGAAAUGGCGAAAUUGAAACAACUAAUAGAAAGUAAGAUAACCGAAAGACACCGCGAAUCUAUGGAUAAAAUACAAGACCAAAUUAAGGAUAUGGACCAUCGAAUAAUGAAGUUGGAGACAUCAAGUAAUUCAGAAAACCAGACCAAAGAUUCUAAGUCUAUCAAAAUGCAAGAAAAACGAUGUGGGGCCAUGUUGGAUAUAGACUAUCAUAAGAUACGGAAAAAUUUUAUGUACUUAAUUGAAAAUAUAGAAGACCCUACACGUCUAUCUCUAUCGCUGUGUCGGUGGGGUGUUUUUGAUAGCGAAGAUGUGAAUAAAAUACGGAAGCUUUUUGUACGAACAGAUCGACGAAAUGCAAUAGAAAGGCUUCUAUUCAUUUUACUGGACAGUGGUAGAGAUGCGUAUCAACCGUUUUUAAAGUGUUUAACUGAAGUGGGAAAUGAUCAGGUUAUUGAAAGGCUUCAAUAUCCUGAAGGGGAGUCAAACAAACAACGAAGCGAGGAACUAAGACUAAUAGAAGAAAGGGAAGCAUUAAUGGAAUGGGUGGUCGCAAAGGAAAAAAAGCUUCGGGAAGCAGUAAAAGAAAAGGAGAACGUUGUCCAGGCGUUACAGAGCAAAAAUGAACUCAUUAAUACGGAGCUAGAUAAAUUAAAAAAUAAGGUGAUCAAGAUGGAGAAUGAAAAACAGAGCGAGAAAGAUGAGAGGGUACAAGAAAUUAGUCGUCUAAAAGAAAGAGAAGAUGAACUUCUAAAGAAACAUGAGGAAGUAAGAACAAAACAACAAAGAUUCCUCAACGAGAUACGCAAUCUGGAGUCACGUGUGGAAGAUUUUAAAGUAGCAACAAUCAGCAGAGAUAGUGAAUUGCCUACGCUACAGUCUGAUAUCACAAAUAUCUUUACGCUACUGCAAAAAUCUGCCACUCUGAAUACGGAAGACAUAAUGGAAGAAUGGUAAAUACAGAUUACAGACGCAUACGGAAGAAUUUUGUGUACUUUAUCAACAAUAUAGGAGAACCUACACGUCUAUAUCUAUCGCUGUUUUUAUACGCCCACAUUUUCAUGUGGACGCAUAUUGUCGUCGCCCCUGUCCGGACGUCCAUCCACAAUUGUUUGUGAACAGUCUACAGGUCACAAUUUUUAUCCGAUUUCAAUGAAACUUGAAAUAUAGGUUUAUCACCUUAACAUCUCGGUUCCUUUUGAUAUUGCCAUGUAUCGGACUGUAACUUCAUGGAUUAUGGCCCCUGAUUGUACGAAAAUUCACGUUUUUAGCUUGUGAACACUGUAGAGGUCACAAUUUUUAUCCGAUUUAGUUUAAACUUGAAAUGUAUGAUUAUAAACCAAAGAUCUCGGUUCGUUUCGAUAUUUGGGCAUAUCGGAACUUAACUUCCUGAAUUAUGGCCCCUGAUUUUACGAAAAAUCGCGUUUUUAGCUUUUGGACCCUAUAAAGGUCAUAAUUUUUAUCCGAUUUAAAAGAAAAACGUAUUAUUAUAUCACCGUUAAUCCCUAAGGACGGCUGAGUUCGAAUUUCGUGAAAAUCGGCCAAAGACUGACAGACAAAAUGGCCGCCGUUCGUUCUCAAAAAGCGUAAAAAUAUGGUAUAUCAAGGUUGUGGACCCUAUAGAGGUCACAAUUUUUAUCCGAUUUUGUUGAACCUUGAAAUGUAAGUUUAUAACCCAAAGAUCUCGGAUCGUUUCGAUAUUCGUGCAUAUCGGACCGUAACUUCCUGAAUUAUGGCCCCUGAUUGUACGAAAAAAUGCGUUUUUAGCUUGUGGACCCAAUAGAGGUCAUAAUUUUUAUCUGAUUUAAAAAAACGUAUUAUUGUAUCACCGGUAGACCCUAAGGACGACUGAGUUCGAAUUUCGUGAAAAUCGGCCAAAAACUGACAAACAACAUGGCCGCCCUUCGUUCUCAAAUAGCGUAAAAAUAUGGUAUAUCAAGGUUGUGGACCCUAUAGAGGUCACAAUUUUUAUCCGAUUUUGUUGAAACUUGAAAUGUACGUUUAUAACCCAAAGAUCUCGGUUCCUGUUGAUAUUCGCGCAUAUCGGACGGUAACUUCCUGAAUUAUGGCCCCUGAUUGUACGAAAAAUCACUUUCUUUUUAGUUUGUUCUCCAUCCAUCUCUCGAAAAUGUGGGCGUAUCCUGCCUGGCAGCCGCUGGUAGCUUGUCACAUUGUGUUUUUGAUGAAGAUGGUGUAGAAAAAAUAAAGAGAUGUCUUCAAAAUGAAACCCCACGAGAUACAACAGAAAAGCUUCUUUUCAUUUUACUUGAUUGCAGCGAAAACGCAUACCAACCGUUUUUGGAGUGUUUAGCUGAAGUGGGUUAUAUAAAUGGUCCUAUCUUUCAUUGCCAGCUAGGCUAAUGAAGGCAAUUAGGAAAGUUGAAACUUCGGGUGAAAUAGUAUUAUUUGAUAACUUUCUGCAGUAUUAGUUCAUGAAUGUAUAUUGUUUGCGAGAGCUACAUAAUUUUAACGGAUAUAUUGUUUGCUGUAAAAUCAAAUUCUGACCAGGAUUGGCAAAACUUCAGACAUAAUAGAAACGUAUUAAUUAAGAAAUGUAAGAAAGAAUAUUUUCAAAAACGGGACGAUAAAAUCAAUGAUCUAAAAAAAACUUUGGCAGUAAAGAUUGGUUGGUGGAAUCGUACCAAUUAUAUGUAUAAGGUAAACAAUCCACAAACAUCGAUUUGCCCCAAAUUGUCAACAAUGCAGCCAAGGCAAACACUCUUAAAAAUACAUUAUGUAAGAUUUAGAUAAAGAGCUGACCAUUCUUGCUCUAAUGGUUCGAAAAUAGAUAAUGUAAAAUGAAAAUAUUGAAAAUUUCAUUCAAAUUACAUCAUUCUGAGCCAAGUUAUCACUGUUUGCAGUUUUGACAAGAUGUGUACAUUGUGGUAAAAAAGGAACUGGUAUAUUCAAGACUUAGCCUUGCUUUCUCAUUUUUAAAUUAAAUUUUUAAAUGGCGAACCGUUCUAAUCCGGUUAAAAUAUCGAGUAUCCGAUGCCAUCGACAGUUGAUUGUGGACUUGUUUUGUUUAUAAAUGUCUAAUUAAUAGUUUAUAUAACAUUUCAGGCCUAAAGAAAGACCUGCAAUAGGCAGGUUUAGCUCUUGCAUAAUGUAUGUUUAACAAAUUCUUUAUCAAACACACGCAACAAAUUCUCUAGCUCGACACAGCCAAUGUACAUCUUUCAAUUCUUAAACAAAAUCCAUCUUCAUCGUGCAGUAUUGAGCUCAGGAGGUUAAGGUCAUGCUUCUAUCUAUUGUUGAUGUUUCUAAAGCCAUUGGACCAGACAAAAUCAAUGGAAAACUUUUGAAGUCUAUCAUUUUUUUCAAAUUUCUGUAAAGGCUCGAUUCCUCCCGAACCAGUAAGGUCUUAUGUAAACAAUGCACGCACCAUUGAGCCAAUUAUUGAUGCCGCGUGAUGAGGUGUUACGAUAGAAAUAGAAGAUGUAAACACACUAUCACGAUUCGCACCAGGAAAACGCGUUUGCGGCAGUCAAAUUUUCUUGGGGGAGGGGGAGAGCCCGGGUCCUACAUAGUAAGCUCCGCCCCUUCGCCUCUCGCAGACAAUCGGCAUCGCCGUCUGUAACCCCAAUUCUUACCAGCAUUUCAGGUUCUUCCCCCUCCCUUCUAACAUUCAUCGAGCCCGUGUGCAUAUAUUGCAAGCUGCUGUCUUACUGCGCCACGGCACCACAGUGGCUGUCAGCCUAAGCGUCAGUUUUAGAUCAUAGGUUUAGGGUGGAGAUCGGGAUUUGGAUCCUAGGCGUGGGUUUCUUACCUCGCAGUAGAGAAGAUGCGCAAGAUCGACAACGACUACUUUAUAAACGUCUGUACUAAAAAAAUAAUUUAGGACCCACCCUUAUAAUUGUGUUUAAACUGUCACCGCAAAAUAUGAGCGUCGGACAGACUGACGACCAAUUUCCGUAUUGUACGAGUAAAGGAAUAAACGUUGUUUUUCUUUAGGUUAAAAUUUACAACAAUGGGACUUUGAUCACUUAUACAAGAUUCUAAAACGUCUACACUGUUCACGAGGUGAGAAGGGGAGGGGGGAUGGCCGAAUGGUUAGCACGAGCGCGCUGUAUCGUGGGUUUUCUCCGGGUCCUCCCACUGCUAAAGACCCCUACGCGCAAGCGAAUUAUUGAAAUAAAAUUAAACCAUACGCUAGUCCCGAAAUGACCUAGUCUGUGUCGAGUGGACGUUAAACCCGAUCUCUUUCUCUCUCUCUUUCUCUCUUUAUAGUCGUCAUAUAUGUAAUGAUCGUAACUAUGGAAACAGUUUUAUAUAAGCAGUUUUGCUUGUUACUGCAUCCUAUUCACUUAUAUUCUCUUAAAUAAUAAAUUGUGAAAACUAGUGUUCUCCUGAACAAAAUACUGUUUAAACCAAUUAAUAAUUAAACAGGCAUUGUGUGUCAUAGCGUGAUUAACUUACCUGGUAUAUAUCACUGUAUAAUGCCUUUAAAACGUAUAAAACGUUUAAUCGAUCAGAGGAUUGCAGACAAGGUAAACAAGUGGAUCGAUUAUACCACACUGAUCAGCAGUGAAUAUCCGAUUGUCCUCUAUAAUCACUGAAAAAUAAAUAAAGAUGUUUCAUUCUAUUCGGACUGGUAAACAGUGCACGCACCAUUAAUCCACUGAUGACACCGCGUGAUGUAAAGUCACAAACUGAAAGCAUUCAUCUUUUACAGAGUUAUUCGUUUGGGCAAUACCUCUGGGCAACAGAUUGCCGUUAUAAAUGUUUAGUCAGACUUCAUCUUAUUGGAAAGAUCAAAGUUAAGAUUGCAUGGUACUAGCAAUAGGGAAGAUAACUCGAUCCUUGGCAGUCAUCAGUGAGCCAAAAUGUCUUUGUGGAUUAUGUACUGGAUAUUAAGAGCGGUUGAUCAUAUUUUCCUUCUAUUGGUCAUUUUGUUUCUUACAUGUUAUUUAUAUCUAUGGACAAGAAACACAAACCGUCUUCGGGAUGAAUCAGAAUCAGAAAACCAGACUAUAGAUGUUGGGACAGACAGUCGGAAUAGCAAUGUGAAUAACUCGAGAGGCGACAGAAGCAAAGUAAUAAACAAAAAGGGAUGUUCUUCUAAACAAGAUGAACAUUGGCACCAAGAAGUUUUACUUAAGAUCCAACCAGAUCCUGAAAUAUCUACGUUGAAACUGAUAAUCCAACAACCGAAAGAGGAAACGGGUCGUGAAUUAUCCUUGUUGAAGCGUUGGCUUAAAGAUAUUGAGCAAAGAGUUAUGAAGUUGGAGGCAGCUAGUAAUCCGAGAAAACAUACUGACUGUCAUGUGUUUGUUAAAAUACCAGAAAGCACCAACCUUGAACACAGUGAAAAUCUAUACGAAGAUAUAAAUAUUGAAACGUUGGAUGUAUGUUGUAAUGGCAAUGGUCAACAGCAAAUUCAUCCGGUUCUUGGUACUGUCACCAGUUUGGGUUCUACGGCUAAAGCUAUCCUAGGUUGUAAUGCUAACGAACAACAGGAUUCAAUAUCCAAGACAAGGACGCACAUUAUUUCAUUACACGAGGCGUGCAUAAAAGGGGAUUUGAAUAAUCUGAAGGAUUUAAUUGACGCUGGCCAUGAUAUAAAUGAGAGGUAUGAAGGUGGUAUGACACCAAUAUUAUAUUGCGGUAAAUCACAAAUAGAACCCGUUUCUAAAAUUAAACUGAUACUAAAUAAAAGUGGUAAUAUAGAUGAUACAGAUACAGAUGGUAACAAUGUGUUACACUUAGCUUGUGAGUAUUGUAGUCUUGAAACUGUACAGUAUUUACUAGAACUGGGUGUAGACCAUCAUAGUAGGGGUUUUAAUGGCCAAACACCAUUAUUGUGCUGUUCUAGGUCACAAAUUGAACCCGUUUCUAAAAUUAAAUUGAUAUUAGAUAAAGGUGGUAAUAUAGAUGAUAAAGAUAAAGACAAUAACAAUAUGUUGCACCUAGCUUGUUGGUAUGGUAGUCUUAAAACUGUACAGUAUUUACUUGAACAAGGUUUAGAACAUCAUAGAUGCGGUUUACCAAAAAUUGGUCGAUGUUCAAAUAUUACAUACAGAUAUGCUAGAAGACCUGUAGAUAUAUGUACAUCUUUAUGUACAUGUAUUGGCUUUCAUGGCCAAACACCAAUAUUAUAUUGCAGUCAAUCACAAAUUGAACCCGUUUCUAAAAUUAAAUUGAUACUAGAUAAAGGUGGCAAUAUAGAUGAUAGAGAUACAGAAAAUAACAAUAUGUUAGAGCUAGCUUGUAGGUAUGGUCGUCUUGAAACUGUACAGUAUUUACUUGAACUGGGAAAAAACGUUCAUGACAGACAUUGGCUAAGGUUUAGGAAAAAACCAAUAUUAUAUUGUAGUCAAUCACAAAUUGAGCCCGUUUCCAAGAUUAAAAUUAUACUAGAUAAAGGUGGCAAUAUAGAUGAUAGAGAUACAGAUGGUAACAAUAUGUUACACCGAGCUUGUAUGUAUGGUAGUCUUGAAACUGUAGACUACUUACUAGAACUUGGGUUAGACGUUCAUAGUAGGGGUUUUCAUGGUCAAACACCAAUAUUAUAUUGCAGUCAAUCAGACGUUGAACCCCUUUCUAAAAUUAAAAUGAUACUAGGUAAUGGUGGUAAUAUCGAUGAUAGAGAUGCAAACGAUAAUAAUAUGUUACACCUAGCUUGUAGGCAUGGUCGUCUUGAAACUGUGGACUACAUACUAGGACUUGGUUUAGAUCUAAAGAGUAUAAAUAAAUAUGGUAAAACACCUGUAGAUGUUUGUAGGUAUUCAAAAGAGUCAGACGAAAUGAUUAAAUUAAUAGGAAAAAAGUUAAAAUUGUGAAUCGUGUGAUAUUAUUAACCGUUUAUUUGUGUCAGCUAACUGUAUUAUCAUUUUAUUUUCCAUCGUGAUUAAUUAUGGUGGUUGUCUCCACUUUAAAUCAUAUCUCAAAUCGAUAUUCAGAGCAAGAACCACAACUUUUAAUAUAUCCAUACUUUUUCAUAAAUGUUACAAUAGUCAAAUUGUUCUAUAUUUGUUGAUUUUGUCAAAACUUUCUAUUAAUGUUAAUAAAUAUAUAGUCAAACUGUUACGAGGGAAGUCUCGGGUAACAUUCUUGGGCGCGAACUCAAGACACUCUUCAUCCAGGGCCCACGACAGCACCUUGUUCCACUCAUAGGGCCCCGAUCCGUCCUUGUUCCACUAGAGGCUCUCGUCACCUUUCUAUAAAUGUUGAAAUAAUCUAAUUUUUCUAUCAAUGUUAAUAUAGUCAAACCUUUCUAGUCCGAACGACCAGACACUGUUUCUUACCAGACCCUUCGUCCUGCACCACCGACAUGGGGAAGUCUCGAGGAUCAUUCUCGGCCAACACAGGGCGCUAACUCAAAACAUCCUGGUAAACGAGCCAGUGCCUUUUUUUACGUUUUUAACCCAUUGAGCCACCGCGGAUUCCUAUUUGAAACAAUAUUUUGCGAGAGUUAAAUACUUUUAAACGGAUGCAUGUCCUGUUUAUCCUCACACCAAAUUUCUUAAUACGAUUUUGACCUUAGCAUUUAUAUUCAUAUCAAGAAAUGUUUCCCAUGUUGUAAGUGAAAUACGUCUUUUAUUAAAGGAGCUUAAUCACUAUUCUUUGGCACCUAGAAAUGGACACAAAUGGGUGGCAACGCAUAUAAUAAUAUAAUAUGAAUGUAUAUAAACUGAUUUACAUUCAAUCGUGUCUGUUUUUACUGCAAUUUCUAACCAGUUAUGUUCGGUGAAAUACGCGAACAAUCUGAAUUGAAUGGCAGUCUUUGGUGUCUGGUUAUUCCAUUCUACACAGGUAGUAUGCUCCUACAUCGAGUCGAUUCCAAGAACUGGCAUCCAAAAGAAUUCUGGUACACAUUCCUUGUGCCAAUUUUUAAAAAUUUUAUUUUGUCUUAAGCAUUGGAUAUCAGAAGCCAAACUUUUCACAGUAAGACUGUGGAUACUAUUGAGAUUUAGAUGAAUACUAGCCAUUAUUGCUAUAAUAGUUCGAAAGUAGAUGAUGUAAAAUGAAUAAUUUGAAAAUUUCAUUCAAAUUACUCUAUUGCGGAUGAAGAUAUUAGCCUUUGAAGGUUUGACAGACGUGUGCAAUAAUUUCAACCACCGUACUGGUUGAUCGAAGCUAAGUCUCGGUCCUCCAUAUUUGAUUAAAUCAAAGUAUCGCUGAACCAUUCUAAUCUAUUUAAUAUCGGAGAAAUCUGAUCCCAUCGAGAGUUGAUUUAGGACUGGAUCAUAAUUAAUACUUUAGAAGACAUUUCAGGCCUAAAGAAAGACCUGCAAUAGGCAGAUUUAGCUCUUGCAUAAUGCAUGUUUAAUCGUACUACAAGACAUUAUAGUGUU
Messenger RNA from Patella vulgata (common limpet), 9491 nucleotides. RefSeq names its product serine/threonine-protein phosphatase 6 regulatory ankyrin repeat subunit C. The record is from RefSeq and is a predicted model, not a curated record. NCBI's taxonomy places the organism in Eukaryota, Metazoa, Mollusca, Gastropoda, Patellidae. Gene Ontology annotation, biological process: regulation of apoptotic process. Bases 6021 to 7976 code for a protein of 651 amino acids. The transcript is spliced from 14 exons. Gene Ontology annotation, molecular function: death domain binding; protease binding.